This is a messenger RNA of Salarias fasciatus (jewelled blenny), 2452 nucleotides long. It is a transcript of the gene tmco4, whose product is annotated as transmembrane and coiled-coil domains 4. The transcript is spliced from 14 exons. The record is from RefSeq and is a predicted model, not a curated record. Bases 17 to 1969 code for a protein of 650 amino acids. Lineage: Eukaryota; Metazoa; Chordata; Actinopteri; Blenniiformes; Blenniidae.
UGUGUCACACGGAGCAAUGGAGGAAAAACAAGGGGCUGCGGACGCAAACUUCACCCCAGAUCCAGGGGGGGCUGGAUCCUCACAAGAUACCCUGCCUGACCCAAGCCCAGAGAGUAUCACCAGCAGACAGCUGACUGAGCAGAGCCGCUUUGCCUAUGCCGCUCUGUGUGGCGUCUCCUUGGGCCAGCUGUUUACUGGAUCCGAAAACAGUGUGUUUAGGGAGCAGUACCUGCAGGGCCUGGUUCGCUGGCUGGACCUGGAUGAUUCUGUGAUGCCGGUGAUGGGGGCUUUUCUGUCAGGCCUGGGCUUUGAGGGCUCGGACACUUUCCUCUCCAUCCUACAGGCUGAGCCGCUGCUUGCUCAAGGGUCAACCCCCAUCAUUCAGGAUCUGGUGUCAUUUUCUGUCAAAGAUGGUCAAUAUGACUCCAGAGCUCGGGUUCUCAUCCGUCAUGUGGGCUGUCUGCUCCGAGUCUCCCCCCAUCAGCUGGAGGAAUUUGAGGAGACUCUGGGAGAGAGACUGAGGGAGGGCGGGGAGGAAAGCGAAGAGGAAUCUUCUCGGCGCCGCAGGAGAGAGCGAGGCAGGAAGUUACGGCGCUACCUGCUCAUUGGGCUGGCCACUGUGGGUGGAGGAACUGUGAUCGGUGUGACAGGUGGCCUGGCAGCCCCGCUGGUGGCUGCAGGCGCCGGCGCUGUGCUCGGGGCUGGUGGUGCUGCCGCUCUGGGCUCAGCCACUGGCAUCGCUAUCAUGGCCUCGCUGUUCGGAGCAGCCGGAGCUGGACUGACUGGUUACAAGAUGAAUAAAUGUGUCGGGGCGAUAGAGGAAUUUCAGUUUCUCCCUUUGAACUCUGGAAAGCAUCUUCAUGUCACCAUCGCAGUGACUGGUUGGCUCUGCAGUGGUAAAUACAGUUCCUUCCAGGCGCCGUGGGGCAGCCUGGGGGACUGCGGCGAGCAGUACUGCCUGGUGUGGGAGUCCCGUUUCCUUCGGGAUCUGGGCUCGGCCAUGGCCUCGCUGUUGGAUGGGCUGGUCAGCAUGAUGGCCCAGGAAGCUCUCAAGUACACAGUGCUCUCAGGCAUUGUGACCGCUCUGACGCUGCCAGCCUCCCUGCUGGCGGCGGCCAGCGUGAUUGACAACCCGUGGUGUGUUUGUCUGAACCGCUCGGCCGAGGUGGGAAAACACCUGGCGCAGGUUUUGAGAAGCAGACAGCAGGGGAAGCGGCCCGUCAGCCUCAUCGGUUUCAGUCUUGGAGCUCGAGUUAUUUACUACUGUCUGCAGGAGCUCGCCAGUGACCAAGGCAGCGAGGGCGUGGUGGAGGACGUGGUCCUCCUGGGAGCCCCCGUGGACGGCUCCGAGAAGGCCUGGGAGAGAAUGGCUCGAGUGGUGGCCGGAAAAAUAGUAAACGGAUACUGCAGAGGGGACUGGCUGCUGGGCUUCCUUUACCGCAGCUCGGCCGCACAGCUGUCGGUCGCCGGGCUACAGCCAGUCAACGUCCAGGAUCGGCGCAUCGUCAACGUGGAUCUCUCUUCAGUGGUGAAAGGUCACUUGGACUACAUGCGUCAGAUGGACACCAUCCUGGUGGCUGUGGGAGUUCCCACUAAAGAAGUCCCAGGAGCCUCACUCCCCCUGCCUCAGCCUGUAAAAGACCAAAUCAGCAAUAAACCACAGGAGACAGAGACACAGAGCGCAGCCGGCGAGGCAGGAAGUCGCACGCAGGACAGCGGGGAGCAGAUGGAGGAGGUGGCUGAUGGUUGGGAUAUCCCUGAUAUUUCAGACCUGCUCGACUCGAUACACGUGACCGAAUCGGACCCGAGCAGUUCGUCGCCGCUCUCUGAGGAAGGGGCGGCGAGCGGCGACGCGGCGUUGGAUCUGAACGUCCGGCCUGACGGAGAAGAGGAGCCCGACCCGGACGGCGAGCAGGUGUCGUGGAGCUGGGACGACACACACUGGACCACUGAGCCCUCGCACGGCUGAAGAGCCACUUCGUGCAAAACCCUCAUCUCCUCUCAGCUUCCGCUGGAGAAAAUAUUCAUUCCACUCUGUACACACUUCACAACAAGACCCGACGCACACGGACGGCAGCCUCUUGUGAAAAAGGCCCUGAAUGAGCUGCACGCUUUACUCCUGCCGACGCCCCAUGAUGUGACAUGAAGGAUGCAUUUCCACAACUUCCCAUUAUCGGGAAUUAUAAGCAACUCAGUACGAUCGAUGUUUGUAUUUCCACAUUAUGUGAAACUGUCAUGCACUCGGGGCCUUCCCUCCUCUGGUGUUGUGACUUUCUUUUAGCAUGACUGGUAAAGAAAAUGUUGAAUCUGUAACAAGCAGCUUCACCUGUGAAGUGUUUUUAAUGGAAGUGUGUAAAUGUAUGGUACUGACAUUUCACACACAGUCUUUACAGUGAUAGUUUUAAUUUUUGUAGAUUUUUAUUUCUGUAAAUAUAGUAAUUUAUUUUCUAGA